This is a messenger RNA of Porites evermanni, 23300 nucleotides long. NCBI's taxonomy places the organism in Eukaryota, Metazoa, Cnidaria, Anthozoa, Scleractinia, Poritidae. The record is from the annotation of a GenBank genome assembly.
CUAGAUGCCUGUGAGUUUGAAAUCCCCAAGCGCUAUGAUCCUGAUGAACGACGUGACUCAAACCAUUCCAAUAACAAGAUUGCCAUCAAAGAAAUAGACGCUGCCAUUUAUUCUAAUCCAGACAUCAUUGACGACUUGGCCAUUCCAGCUCCCGAGCCCCCCCCCCUGGGGUCACUGAUGUUCGAGGUUCGUUAUGAAAAAUACGAAGAACAGUUGAAUGUCCAUUUGAUAGGCGCACAAAGGCUGCCGGUCAGGCACUUGGUAACCGAGCCAGGCAAUGCUUCGCAUGGUGGGAUCAUAAAAUGUGAUCCGAUGGUAGAAGUCUGUUUACUGCCUGAGGAAAAGCCAGUUGUAGAGAGCUACACCCAGUUUGGGAUUCAGGAUCCAAAGUUUGAUGAACAUUUUGCGUUUAAGCUCUCUUCCUCUCAAUUGAACAACAAAACUUUGAGGUUUACUGUUUAUGACCAUAAAAGGCGACACAAACUAACGCCGAUAGGUCACGUGUUGUACUCUUUAAAAGGACUGGGAAAAGCUGGGGCCCUAGAAGAAAAGAUCAUCGAAAGAAAUCUGAAGCUCAACUCACAGGUAAAAUUAAAAGCCACGAUGAAAUUUCGGUUGUCUCAGUUGUUGUAGUUACUGUUUACCUUUGUCAUCGCUAUCCCAAUCCCGCGCCUGUGCCCAAAUUUCGGCGAAUCCCACUUCCCGGGUAGCGAUCAAAUUCCGUAUCCCGUUAACCUCUUCCGAAUCCCACACUGUAUUUUGGUCAAAUCCCGGAUCCCGGGAGCUCCCAACAUAAACUGCGGCACCGUUGUUUUCAUCUUUGAUUUCCGCCGGCUUUCAGAGUCAGUCUUCUGUACUACUACCACUACUACUGCUGCUACUCUACUACUACUACUACUACUACUACUACUACUACUACUACUACCACUACCACUACCACUACCACUACCACUACCACUACCACUACCACUACCACUACCACUACCACUACCACUACCACUACCACUACCACUACCACUACCACUAUCACUGCCACUGCCACUGCCACUGCCACUGCCACUGCCACUACCACUACCACUACCACUACCACUGUCACUGCCACUGCCACUGCCACUGCCACUGCCACUGCCGCUGCCGCUGCCGCUGCUGCUGCUGCUGCUGCUACUGCUACUGCUACGACGACGACGACGACGACAACUACGACGACUAAUAAUAAUAAUAAUAAUAAUAAUAAAUUUAUCUCAGCUGGCCGAGCGGGCAAACCAGUUGGCUUUUUACAAGCGUGGUCGAGGAUUUGUACUCGCGACCUCCGUUUUCUGAAUUGCAAGUCCUGCGUUCCAAUCGCUCAGCCACGCUGUCUCCUCUAACUUUGCUCACACUUGCUAUAAGAAUGCUUAAUUAAUUUGUUUUCCCAGUUUCUGUUCUUCACAACUCUGCUUACACUUACUCAGCAUGGUUUUUGUUUUCUCUUCCUUAGCCUUACGGUCACACACGUGGUGAGAUACUAGUGUCGCUAAACUACAACCCAGGAUUUAACACCAUCACAAUAGGAAUCGCCAAAGCUAAAGAUCUCUUGAACUUUGAUGGCCAAACAUGUAGAGGUUAGUGAUCGUUUUAUGACCGUCUAUUUCACCAAAAGAAAGAUGUACUGAGAAAAAUAUAGAUUUUCAGUUAGUCGAGCAGAAAUACCGGAACUGCUUGAAUAAAAGACAUACAGUAUAGCGGGAGAAGUACUCAACAUGUAAACAACUGUCCUUCUUGACUGAACAGUAAUUUAUUUAUUUACACUUUAUGUCCAUUAACUUGAAAAUUCAUCAUUGCCGAAAAUUCAUUUCCAUGGGCUGAAUUCACUUUUAUCAGUCACUGCGUCAACACCAGGGUCGAUUGAUCCUCCCCCAAUAACAACGAUUAAGUUUUUGAGCUCUAGUUUUCCCUUUAAAGUUCUCAUGUUUAAAUUCAAAACUGUAAAUUGACAUCAAAACAGUUUUUAAAAUACUUUUCGCUCGUUUUCACAAUGAUGUGCAUUUCAAAAUCUAGACUCUUGAAAAUGUCAUUUUUUGCAGAAUACUUCGUGAAAGUCACAGAAGUUUGCUCAGGAAAUAAAGUCAAAACAAAACGUUCACCUGCAACAGACGGUGAAAGAAACCCACUCUUCAACACUACACUCUCUUUCCAAGUCUCUCUUCAACAGCUCAGACACACGAGCCUGGUGCUGACCCUCGUCGGUCGUGGAAAAAUGAGGAGUAAGAAUACCGUAGGCCGCGCUAUCCUGGGACCCAGUAUCUAUGAGUCUGAUAGCGAAAGAAACCACUGGGGUCGAAUGAUUAUGUCACCUAUGAAAACUGUUGAGCAGUGGCAUGCGUUAUAUUUAUAAUUAUGGGUUCGGAUUAUUCGUGAACAUUUCACUCUCUUUCUUGCGUUUACAUCACACUGGCCAGGAACCCACUGACAACCAGGAGCGGACAACUCCCUUGUUCCUAAGCAACGGCGUUUUCACAGACCAGUUUAGCUUUAGAAAGAUUUUCCCGCGAAUUUUCCAUAUUCGUAUACGGAACGGUGUUUUCAUUCUCGCGGGAAAAAGUGCUCAAAAAUUAUGCUAAAAAUAACUUCAUCUGUGAAAACGCCGUUGCAUAGAUAAAGGAUGGGAGUUGCACGCUCGGGUUUAUGGGUUCCUGACACUGGCUUAUUUCAUUAUCAAGCCUUUCUUUGGGAUCACAGACAACUCUGUCUUGACGGACCCUUCCUUUCUUUACUCCCUUUAUUUGACUCCCUAUAAGGAGGACAUCUGUCUAAGACGGGCUCUUACAGCCAGUCCCAAAGGUUUCAAAGGUGUUCGUCUUAGAGAGAGAGUCGACAGCAUAACAUGCGAAGUUUAACAAUGAAAAAAAAAAAGCAGGGGCGUAGCCAGCCCAUAGACCUGUAGGUCCUGGCCUACAAAUUUUUGGUUUGAUCACUCUACCGCUUGGAAUAAAUUAUGCGUUGUUGGGGUGAGCGAAAAAGCUUAAGAGCUCAAAGUAUUGGUGAGGUCAGUACGUACUAGUCACGUGUGCAGUUUUCAGGAAAUGUGGAAAUGAAAGUCAGCCAGGCCUACAACUAGUCGAAAAGCUGGCUACGCCCCUGAUAAAAAGAAAUUAGAAAAAAAGAAUUAAAAAGAAUUAGUCAUUACAAAGGUUGCGUUUGAGAUAGGGCUGCGUUGAAUUGACUAUCUUCGGGGAUGAAUUUGAAAAACCUCGAAAUUGCCAAUCAAAGAAGUGAUAGGGCUAUAAAACAGUCUCAUACAUGUACGGGGGGGGAUCUAGGGGGAGGGUGCAGGGGGUGCGCACCCCCCCACACACACACCCCCUGAGAUGACGUGCGGUUUUCUAAUACAACUGGUAUUCUGCCCAAAAAAAAACUAUGUGGUUUAUUGGUGUUGAAGUAGAGCAAGAGACGAGUGUACCCCCACCUAAAAAAAUCCUGGGUCCGCCCCUGAUGUAUGCAAAUGGCACAACACUGACCUACAGGCGGCUUGUACAUGUACUCAUUUCCUGAAGACUGAAGGAGUCAUGACUAGGGUAUCGACUGAUCAUGAUAUGAUUAGAAAGACUUUUUAACUGCAAUUUCUUUCUUUUGAACUGCGAUUUCAAAUAGUGGAUGAAAAAUUGCAUUCUCUGCAGAUCGAUGCGGACUGAAAUACGAGUUAUAAGCAAAAUUCAUCCCACAUUACAACAGGCACGUUUUUUCAGCUCACGAGUUUCUUCGAAAUGAUAUGUUCAAAAAUGCAUUAAAUAUCUUCUCUAAUUUUGUCACUGCAACAUCUAGCCAAAAAUACAGACUGAUUACGGAGAGUUUAGGUUUUCGGUUAGGCUAGAAAGUUGAGGUCAGGAGUGCUGGGGGACUUUAUUUGAUAUCAGUAAAACUAUCAACUCUCUUCUCCCGCCCCAAAAAAUGUUGAAUUUUUAGCAAGAUGGAUACGUAGAAGGGAUUUGCUAGCACAGAUUGCAUGGUCAAGUUAUGUAAACCGAAGUCGAGUCAAUGUUUACUAUUACAAUUACAUUCAGAGAGAAGAGACGCAUGUGAAGAGAUUUCCUGGAGCAGCUCAAGUUUCUUUUGACCUCCACUAUAGCCUGCCUCUGUAUGAACGCAUUACCAUUUUACCAAGGAAAAAGGGGGAAUCUCAUUGACAGGGCUUUUAUAACGGUUGCUCAUUUAAUACUUAGGGACCAGUUUAUACCAAAAAUGGAAAAAAUGUACAUCAUUGAUAUGAAAUCUUAUUUCAACGAUAAAUGCCAUUUUCACUAAAAUGGAAAUUGUACAUAUUCUAAAAAACACAAAUACAUGUUAUUUUUAUCAUUUAGUUUUGUUUUAUCUUUUAGUUUCCACGAAAUUGUGAAAUACAAAUGGGUGAGGUCGUGAGGGUUGAUGGUGGUCGGGUUGAGGCUUGGAAAGUAGUUUUAUUAUUAUUAUUAUUUAUUAUUUAUUUUUUUUAGCCUUUACAUUCACUGUGGAGUUUCAAGUAUGUUAUUGCAUAGCCUACUAAGAUAAAUAAGUUUAAUCCUCAUCUCCAUUAUCACUGCUGGGCCUUAGCUAUAAUAAGACGAACCAAUUAACUUGUAUGUGCCGAAGAGGCUGUGGAUUUUUUUUUUAAAGUAGCUAUGAAAGAAAGUGCUAAAUUUUUGUUUCCUGAUCAUCUAAUGUUGCCUUGGUAGGUAUUUUGGUCUGACUAGGCCUUGCUUGAGUGGCUGCAUGUUUUUGCUGGCUAGCAGGGCUCCAUUUAAGUUUUAAAUCAACGGUGACGCUUUGCUAAGAGAGAAAGCUUCAGCAACUUCGACGGUGAUGACAGCGAAAACGUCAUUUUAAAAGAGAAUUCUUGUUGUUUUAAUCUUCAACGCUGUUAUUCACCUCAGUCUUUCAUCCAAGUUUAAACAAAAAAAACGAGAGAAUGAAAAAAUGAAAAAAUCGUCGUCUUGUAUUUAGGUCCUAAGCGAAACUUGAAAGUUGGAAGUUGAGUUUGGAAGUCGUGAGUGUGUAGUAACCACAAGGAAAUGUACCAAAAUGAAUGAUACACUUACUGAGUUGUUGUUUUGCUUAUGAAACCUCUCGCUUUUUGACGUUUACGUUCUCUUGCCUUCGGCGUUUAGGAACCUCACUUUUAUUCAUGUAUGUAUUAUAUGUCUGAAUAUUAUGAGAGCGUACUUAUCAAUGUGUCAGUGUAAUCGAAAAAAAUUAUAAUAAAGAAGGCAACACAAAUAGCUGCUUUUCACGUUAAAUAUGUAUUGAGAGGUAUCUGCAAAAUCAAAAAUUUAACGGUGAGAGAACACUAUUGGUCGACUCGGACAUGCGCGGAAACUUCAUCCUUAAACUAGAAUCUUCCCUAUUAGUAUAUACUAAAACAGUGGAUAGUGUUUUUCUCGCGCUCUGAUUGGCUACUCAAUCAGUGAAUAUCCUGCACUAUUCACUGAUUCACCUCCAGUUCCUCGGAGCGAGCGACGGCAAACUUGCGUAAGUUGCAAGCAAAAUGCCUUCCCGGUUUGCUGCCGUAAACAAACAAAGAAAUUUCACAACUAAUCAAGCCAGCUGUUUCCGAAAUACACGAAGAAGGUGACAAAGUUCGGAUUGGAAAUUUUAACAGGUAAAGCUUUGUCUUUUUGACACGAAUUUAUCGAUAAAACCGGUGAAAAAGUUUUUUGUUUACAAAUGCAAAUUAAGCUGAAGUCUUGCUUACUUUAUUUAGUUGAGUUGUUCAUAAAUAAGCUUAAAACUAAAUUUAAUAAUCUUUUUUUAUAGAAUGAUUUUAAAUACAAAAAGAAUUCACAACUCAUUUUGAAGAAAUUUCCCCGCAAGAGCUAAACAAAUGCCUUCAAAAGUUUUAGUUGUCGGCAAGAAAAAGCGACGGCCGCGGCCGCGGUCAUUACGCGCCAAAAUUGUAAUCGUUGGCAACAGUAUUUGAUCAGUUAAAAAUCGUCAUUUUUGUGCUCAAUUAUCUCACUGUUUUAGUAUAUACUAAAACAAUUAUUCACCUCAGUGUCGGUGGCUAGUCGUGGAUAUUUACCUCACUGCUUCGCAGUUCGGUAAAUAUCCAGGACUAGCCACCUCCACUUCGGUGAAUAAUUGUUAUUUAUUCUUCAAGAUGCAGUGGGCAAAAAUUGCUAAUGUCUCUGGGUUCAAAUUAUUUCCCUGAAAUAUUGACUUUAAGUAACGGUACCCGAAACGGUGGGGCUUUAUUAGAGAGUUUAAGAUUCAAAUUUUAGACAGAUAAAACUUCCAUUUCUAACACGUGACGAAGUUUCCCCUCUAAGGUAAGGACAGUUCAAGUUUUAUCUGCUCAUUUCCAGAUGUAUAAGAGAAAUUGUCAACUUGAACUUGCCGUUUGCUGCAUUUGCCGUAAACGUGAGUCUAAGAGUCUCUAUUAAUUAACGAUUGGAUCGUGAGGCAGCGUAUGUCGAGAUCAAUGAAGCACGCGGGAAGUUUGAAGAAAACGAAAGAGGUGUAAGAGUUGCUCGAGGUUGCAGCCGAGAGUAGCUUUAGCCUCUUGAGAUUAUUCUCUCCUGCGGAUACCAUGCUCCGCGUAAUAGCCAUGCAAGGUCAACCUUAGAUUUUUUAUCUGAUUCUCUAGCAUCCUAUACAUUUUAAUAACGCCGUUACGUUUGCGUAUCAGUGUUAAGGCACAUAGUGAGACAGAAGAACGGCCACACAGUUUCCGACCUGUUGUUAUUUAAUUUCAGCAGAAGUUUCACUAACGAAGAACAAGUGAGCCACUUUUACAGUGCUACCGCUAAUGUAGACUGUUCACAGUCCCCUAUUUUUACGUGAGAUCGUUUCGAUAUACCGCGUCUUACCGUCACGGCUUUCUCGAUUUUCAAAUGUACCGAGGGGGUGGACGUUGGGGAUUAUAGCUCUAGGCGGGGGGGGGGGGGGAAAACCCCCCCCCAAACCCCCCCCCCCCCCUAUUAGUUUUAAAACCUUUGAAUUUGGGAACCCCAAACGCCAAAUCCGCUGCUCUCGAGAAUUUUAGGGAAAAAUAGAGGAAUGCGAACAAUCUCCCGCUAAUGUCAGGAAAAUCUUAAAUUUUUAUUUGACAGCUGCACACGUUAUUGUUUCUUUUCCGUCCCCUUUUUUUUACGGUGAGUCCCUUUAGUCACCCCCCGCCUUCCUGCCAGGGUUUUGUUUUUUUCCAAGUGUCGGGGGGGGGUGGGUGGGGGGGUUGAUGGCCGGGGGGGGGGGGGGGGGGCAAACCUCCUCCCAAACCGCCCCCUCCCCCUAGUAGUUUUGACACUCAUGGAUGAUGGCAGCCCGUAACGCAAAUCGCUCGAUCUUGAUGAUCUUAAGGAAAAAUAGAGGACUGCGAACAGUCUACCGCUAAUGUCAAGGAAAUCUUGAAUUAUUUCCGCUCUAAAAUGUCGUUAACAUUACUUGGUCUCCACGGGAUGAUUAAAAAAAAAAACACUGGAGCCAAACACAGCGGGUUCGCAUUUUUACUAACAAGCAAACAUCAUGAAAAUUUCCUUGACUUCUUAUUGGCUGAUUAAACGCAUUUGUCGUGCAAUAAAUACGACUGUCAAGCUGUCAUAUUCUCUUAUUAAAGAUGAAACGUUCACCAGAAAAGGUUUUCUUCUGCCUCUAAAGAGGUAAGUUAAAGGCUUGUAGAAUACCGUCUAAUUACGUAAGCCAAGUUAAAAUUGAGUCUACUUACAGACUGGGAUAUCACAUUUAGGACCUUGCUUUAGCAUUUUCACGGAAGUCAGUUUUAGCGACAUUUAGUCUUUAUUGACAUAGAGCGCUUUAUCGCACGAAAAAAGAGAUGUGGAGAAUCAUAUUCUCUUAACAGCACGAGUAAGGUAAAAAAAAACAUGUGUAAUUUGCUAUGCUAAGAACCACGUACAGAUAGGCAAGAGUUAACCACAGCAAGAGUGAAGUCCACUUCAUAAACCCUUUAUUAGAAUUGUCGUCACUGUGAAAUGUUGCGCUAAAGAAAUAUGAAUUAAACCCUUUGGUGACGGCCAGAAAGUAGCGAAAAAAAACCGCGUUUUUCACCAAUUCCUUUUUCUUGGUCUGGUUCUCGGCUUAUUAGCAUGGGUAUGGCUUAAAAUGAGUUUUGCAAAAAUAAGGGCAUAUCUUCCAACUAAUCGGAUGUAAUUAAGCAGCGUUUUUUUUGUUUUUCACGCAUGCUCAUAAGCCAAUAUUUGGAAUUUCUCUUUUAUUUAUUUACUUUUUUUUGCGAAUCUACUCGAUCUUUCUUUCUCGCUCUCUUUUUCUCCUUUGCCUUUCCUUUUUAUAUGCUUCAGUUGUUACCCGCUUUAUCGUCUUAGUCUUUUGCAUGGAAUUGUGGCUUGCUAACUUUUUAGGAAAGGAGCAAAUUUAAACUGCAAAGAGUAGUAGGUAAACAGCAAAAUUACUAAUGGAUUUUUCCCCAAAAUAUUACUUGGUUAUUUGUAUGUAACCCUGUCAGGAUUGAUCAGAAUAUCCAAAACGAAGUAUUGGUGGAAAGAUCUAUCUUUGCUGACGUCCUUGCUUACCAGCUUAUUAGCUCGAACUGAAAGCUAAAUGGGUCCAGGAGGGAAAAUAUGCAUCGUCCCAUGUAGAAUGAAAACGACCAAAGGGUAAAUUUGUCUGAAGAAAGUUCAAGAAAUCCCCUGUAGGCCAAACGUUUAUGGUUGCUUUUGUUGCUAUAACAACCAACAAGAGUUAACCAGCGAAAGGGAGGUCCACUUCAUUAUCCUUGAAGUAGAAUUGUCGUCAGUGUGAAUUUGUUGCCGUUAAAGAAAUAUACAUGUAAUUUGCCUGAAUCAAAUUCAAUAAAACCCCUGAAUGGGCUAAAAUCACUGUGAUAUGCUUUUUCAGUUGCUACUACAACAACCCUGCAGGAAUCGAAGUAACUUGCUACAUUCUCACCAAACUCCCCACUUACCUCGCCUCUGCUUCGCGCUUCUGUGCGUUUUCUUGUUUUCACAUAUGACACAUGUCGCUCGCCGCUAUAAAAUAUUCGCUUAUUGCGACUUUUACGAGUGAUGAGAAGUUUUCUUUGCUAGCUGGCUUAACAAGAAACAAUCAUUGGCAGUAUUCUUAAAGGUUUCGUCUCGACUAAAAUUGAGAUCCGAUAUUAGGUUUCAAGAUGUUCUUUUACGGAUAAGGAAACACAUAUAGACGUUUUUAAAACGAUUAUGCACCAGUUAAGAAAAAGAUAUAUUUACGUUUCAAAAUUCUAAACUUAGAAAAUAUAUUCACCAUUCUAAUUCUUUACGGCGUAAAUUUGAAGAAGAUAAGGACGUGCAAUACUGCUAAUCUUUUUUCUAAGAAAGUAAAAAUAAUUCUGAUUGUCGAAAUUAAAGAACUUGAUUUAAAUCUGGGGCAAGUUUAAGACCAAAAAAAGAGUGCAAGAGUCCCUCUGCCGGUGCAAAGAAUGAACUUAAUGCGAACAGUUCGACAGUAUUUCGGCAGCGUUUUAACUUUUACACUAUAAAGCAAAAUUUUAUUAACUUCUGAAACAUAUUUUAACCAAAUAGGAGUUUAAUUUGACAAGCAGUUGGAAAUGAGAAAACUGUUGAUUAAAAGAUAGUAAGUUUUAUGAACUGAUCGAAUAAAUAUUCAAUGAGAGUUGAACCAGCUGCAACGUGGACACUGAGAGAAAUUUAAAUUGCAGAUUGGUUUGAAUGUAAUUAUAUGCCUAACAAUCGAUUCACUGAGAGCCUUUUUUAUUAUCCGAGACAUCGAGCCAAGCGUGUCAUAACUUGAACGUAAACCGCUCCAUGUUAACUAGGAAAGAUUUUCUCGACCCUUCUCACAAGAAUGGUGAGAAGAUUCUAUGAGAAUCGAAACCUUUCUGAUAACUCAACCACCUUUGAUACGGCUUCUGAAACACACCGCUCUCCGAGAGCUAAAUGUAAGUAUUAAUUCUUUACGACCGUAUACAUUAUACAAAGUGAAUUAUGUUUUUCUUCCUGAUACCUAAGUUAUGUCUACCAUUGCGGAGAUUAAGUGAUAAAAAUACCGCCAAGAGUUAGACUAAAAGACUCCGACAGCUAGUUUAUGCUGGGCCACGGCACGAAACAAACGCAUAUAUACAGUCUCCCCAAAUAUAAUUUAUUACAAAUUUAAGACAAACUUUUCGGCUCUAAAUUCGGCGAGAUUCCCCAUUUAUUUACUUCGAUAUUUUAUGGUCUACCUAAAAGCAGCCUCGAGCAUGACAAAAAUUUUCAUCCGCCUUCUUUCAGAUUCACAAGUAAAAAGACAAACGAAGAGAACUCUCCUCAUUUUCGCUGGAUUUGCUUCACACUUUUUUCCUUUACUUUUGCUUUCCCUCAGCUGAUGGAGAACGUUUAAAUAAAAAAUAUCGUAAUUUAUUCACCAGUAGGAGAAAAUAAAUAUGACAGUUUUCAGUUACUAUCAGCUUUUUAUAACUUCUCAAUCGCUCGCUUAGUUUAUACCAGUUUAUAGCUGGGUGAAAAAAUAUCGAUAAAUAUAUACUCUAGAUAUUUAACGUAUGCUCAAUCAAAUCUUCAGAAGGUAAUUCUAGGUUAAGUAAAAAAUAUGUAACAAUUCAACUUUUAUAAAAUGAAUUUGUCGUGAAUGAAGUUCAAAUCUUUUUGUGAUUAAUUACACUCCACCAUAGACUAAGUUAUAAACAAUUCAAUUAUUCGCCAAGAGUUUAUCUGCCGACGGAGAAGAAAAAUGAAUCUUUCAUAUAUGCACUUUUAGGACCUAACUGAGGAUGAAUUAAUCAACCCGACUUGAGUUUAAUUCGAAUAAAGUAGCGUGGAUGUGAAUUUGGAAGUCAAAUUAAGUUACAUUUGCUUUCGCUGUUUGUCUCAGUGAUUUAUGACAAAUACACGGGACUUUUCUAAAAGCUGUUUUUCUUUUUCUUUCGUUAACUACAAUUGAGACAAAACAUCUAAUUAUACAACCAUCGCUUGACGUUUUCAGCAGUCAAAAUGUCUUGAAAAAUAGUUAAUCAUUCCUUUUAGCACUAGUAUAUUUACUUUCCAUUUUCGCGUCGUUUGGCCAGAAGUCACGAUAAUCGGUCAUUUAUUGCAAGCCUCUAAACGGCAUUUAAUAAUAUACUAUCCUUCAUAACGUUUGCUGUGAAAUAGAUAAUUUAGAACUCUCAUCUAUUUCUUCUUCUUCAUUUUUCCUUUAUUUUUUCUUUUUCGGAGACACAUUAGAAACUAAACCCGAUCUCUCGAAAUCAAAUCCCCCAGCUUCCGUUCACCACUCAGUCGGUCAAUCACAGUAAGGCAAGAGAGGAUAUUUUAAAAGCUUUACCCCCGAUAUUUGCUUUUCUUAAGGUGGUUGAAAAAAUCAGGUCGGAAAACAUGCAUCGAAAUCCACUCAGUCCAUGUACACUCUUAAUUCUAGGCCGCUUUAAUUACUAAAGCCAGUAUUACUCCAGCAAAACUCUCUAAAAGAAAUACAAAGGAAACUGGAACAGACAUACUAAUAAUUCUGUUUUAAUUCGACUGGCGGGCUUUUAGUACAACAGCUAUACUUCUAUUUCUCGAUUUAGUUGCUUUUGAAAUUUAUUGAGUUUUUUUUAACAUUUUAAAAUGCAAUUUUUUUCCUCACUGUCGAUUCAACUUCUACGUUUUGUAGCCGGCUGGGAAGUGCAGAUGUAAUCUUAUUAAGACUUCUAAAGUAUGGUGAUGUUUAACCAACGUUAGAGAAAGAGUAGAAGAAAAGGGUAAAACAAGACUGAAAAAACAUACCAUAUGGUGCACGCAUACAAACACACUGCUUCCCUUUCUUUGUAUUCGAUUGUAUCCUUGGCUCACGGCCGCCUGAUAAUACCAAGAACGUACAAAUCUACAUAUGUCCUUUCUCUGCCUUAAUAUUAAAAGCAUAGUGGAGUAUUUAGGAAGCCUAUUUCGCAGUCAAAAGCCUUGUUUUUUGUAUGUUACGUUUCAGCAGGCUUUUCUUUAAGCAUGCUCCUCGCCGAGAUUUCAUUCCCUCUAAAAAUGCCUUUGUUGCUGAAUAAAGUUGUGGCACAAAAAUCAAAGUUAACGUUGGAGUUUUUUGAAGAUUUUUUUAAUGAUUUGCCAAACAAACAAUGGUUGCGUCGUGCAGGAGUAUUUUCCUUCUCCUCUGCCCCCUCCCCUCAGUCCUAUAUUAUAAACGUACCCGUCGUCCUCUCCCUUAAAAUUAGUCUUUUGCUCGCCCUAAAUAACUGUCUAAUGAGAAAAACUUGAGAAAGUGGCCAGUUUGAAAAAAUAUAUAUUUUCUCUGCCUUCCUUUACAUCAAUAAAACACUGACUUCUCUUAGCUCUUGAACUGUUUGGUUCUUUGGUUCAAAAACGGAAGCUGUAGGGCAUUUAGCCUAACUUGAAUCCACACCCCUUCCCCCUGGGGCAGUGUUUUCACGGCAACGCUUUGCAGUUUUCCUUCUACAAUUUUCACAUCACAAAUCAUACUUGACUCAUCUAAUUUCCCCCGGCCGGACACCUUGAUCUUUUCAGUGGCAGUGAAUGUGGGCGAAAGGCAAUUUAAGCGGGCUGUUUGAUAAGCCGUUCCUGAUCCCCACUAACUAUGCCCUAUACUCUACAAAACGGAUAUGAGAUAGCCAGACUUGCUCCUUACUUUUUUCCUUCAUUCCUUUUUUUAAAUUUUAACUUAAUAAAAGGCGGAUACCUUUCUAAGGCGGACCACUCCUCUUCCACCUUAGGGCUGAACAGGCAACAACAAGACAGAGUUGACUGCUCGACAAGAAAAUCGUUUACAGUCAGGACGACCAACAAUUCAUAAAACAUGAGAAAGAUGUUAGGAUGGCUUGUAACGAACCAGAAUCAACUGGAAUGUCCGACCCUGAUCUAAUCAGCUGUCGAGCUUUCUUUUGAAUCUCCUGUUUGUUGGACUAGUACACCCAGUCUUCAUAGAAACUGUCACGUUGCCUUGAUUACUGGUUCUUUUUCGAAACAGUUUAUAAAUUGAACACUUUAAGAUCCUUAAACAUCAGGGCCCAGUUGUUCGAAGGCCGAUUAGCGCUAACCCAGGGUUAUAUUUUAACCUGGGUCUCUUUUUCUUUCAGUUCAAAAGCAUUUUCCCGGAUAAUUUUCUCUAUUCUUUUUAGAGCAUCCAAUCAUCAAAUUGUAGGCAAAAAGAAUAAAACUGAAUUUGCUUUUUAAGCUUUCAUAUCUGAAUUCAAAUUUCGCACUAACCCUGGGUUUGAACAACCCGGCUCAGAGUGCCUAUUCCCUACACUGAGAGAAGUUGUUUAAAUAUCGCUACGUUUUAAACUUGGUGAUUUCCGUAAAAUCAUCUAUUAAGCUCCCUCCCUCUAACAAGCAACCCCCCCCCCCACCUUUUCAGGGGAAGAGAAUUAAUAAGCCACCCCUGUCUAUUAGCCCCCCCUCCCCUAUCUUGAUUAUUUUUCACUGAUAGGUGAUCGACUAUAAAACUUCGUGUGGACUGAUCCGGGAUGGUUUAUUUACCUCCCGGAAGUUCGGAUUUGAUUCUAAUCCUCGGCUGCGUGACCUCCAACUUCUUAUACUUGAGCUUUUCCACUUUGUAUUCUAGUUCUUUAUGGGGAACUGAUAUCAUCGUCUGUUCUAAAUUAAAUAAGCCUCCCGUCUCUGUUAAAGCCCCCCCCCCUCAAAUGGGGUUGAAACUAAUAAGCCCCGGGGGGGGGGGUUAAUAGAGGAUUUACGGUAUUCGCUUAAAAUUCUUAUGAUCUUUGUAUUUGGUUUAGCGGUUGCAUUAUACACACCCUCUCCCCUGGCUUUUCAUCACUGAUUGGGGUCACCUUUAUACUUCAAAGGAUUAGAUUUGAAGUGUGGAUACUAUCUUCCUUCCGGAUUUACGCUUAAGUUAAGUUUAUUGUCUUUCUAAUGGUGUUUAAUUUCAGUUCGAUACCCAUAAAUUUUCUAUUUCGUUUUCCACAGUUCCCGUCUUGCCAGUGGCGCUAACAGUAGGUCUUGGUUUACUAUCAGUUAUUUUGCUCGUCACUCUAUUCCUAAUCAGAAAACGACGCAAGGCUGAUAAAUACAAACAGUAUUCCCAAAUAGCCAAAACCGCUGUCCAACCGCCACAAUUCGCCGUCCGAUCAAUCCAGCAACGUUUAGGGACGACUAAAAAGUCAGGUUUCAACAGUCAUACAGCAUCAAGUAAAGUAACUUCUUCAGAGGAAUCGCUAUCACCCAUGUCAAGCGCCGAGGACAUGUUCUUUGAUGCUCAAGAAGGGCUGGAAACUCGAACAUCACGUUCGGUUUCCAGUCGUGAGCCGAGCCCAGCACCCGAAGAAAAGGACAGCGAAGAAAAUGAAAUUUACCCCUUGGAGAAUAUUGGGCGAAUUUGGUUCAAUCUCGAAUAUGACGCGUCAGCUGAGAGUUUAGCGGUAACUCUGGUUAAGGCAAGAAAUCUUUCGUGCCGCGAUAAAGCCCUGAAAACGUGCGACCCAUUUGUUAAACUGCAUAUUUUGUGCCCCGAAGAGAAGAACGUGGCACAGAGUAAAUGCAAAAGAAAAACUCGUCGACCAAACUUUGAUGAAAUGUUCUAUUUUAAUCUUCCUCUUUCGGAGCUUCAGAGGUGUACACUUCGUUUGUCAAUAUAUGACGGGUUUAGAGCAAGCCAACAAUAUAUUGUUGGGGAAGUGUUGUUUCCGUUGAUUGACUUGGAUAGAAACAAAAAAAUGCAGCUGUGGAGAGAUCUACAAGCCACAGAGGAGGUAAGGCAUUUCGCGGCAAAACAUUUUAAUCUCUUAAACACCAGAAGUGAGUUACGACCUUAUCACUCAUAUAAAUUUUAAUCUCCGAAUAACAUAGAGAAGACCAAUGCGUUGACAAUGGGGAAGCUCUUAUGCCAAAACAAAAAGGUCAUUUCUCAAGAAUUUAAUACAUAAUUUUACACUAUUUUGUACCCACAUCAAAUUACAUUUCGUCAAUCCUAUAAUGUAACAGUGGUAUUUUCUGGACCCUGUAAUAAUAUCUAGUCUUUACUAAACAUGCAAUGGUUGUUUGACUAUAAACCAAGGGAAGUCCAUUGAACACUAUCACUUUCUGACAUCUGUUUGAAAUGUUCUUGACCUCAAAAAUUCUGCACAUAUCCAGUAUGCUUGAAAUUGUUGUGUAGAUUACGAAAUAUCUGUUAUUCACCACUACUCAAAUUCAUGCUUCAUUUGCCUACAAUUAACUAGCCGGGCUAUCUUAAUCAACGAAUUUAUUUAGACUCUCAACCAAUCCAUUCGGACAAAAUAAACCAGAAGUGUUUAUACGAUAUCGUUCAAACAGAGACGAUUGUUUGAAACUGAUAAGGUAUAAUGACAUAAGCUAUAAUCAUAUUAGCGUGUUGAAAAGGGCAAGGCGUUCCCUGUCAGUAUAAUAAGCUAAAAACACUUCCAGAAAACACAGGACGAGACGACAGUACACGUAGUGUUUCCUUUUCUAACCUUUUCUCACAGGUUUGCUUUGGCAUGAAACUCUUCGAAACCAAUACUAAGGGAAGGAAAACAUGCCCUGAUUGGUCAAUUUAAAGGCGGGAACAUAAAUAGAUGGAGUGGGAAGCAGUCUUGCGCGUGAAGGCGGAUCUUCCGUAAAAGAUCCCUGAUUAUUUUGGGCGAUCAUCUAGAAAGAACGGGAAUUUCUGCACCUCUUUUUAGUUCUACAUUUAUCUAUGUUCACUUUUUUGUUUUCCCCAUCUUGUUUUUCAUCUUGUUAUUUUCAUUUCAUUUAGUUUGAUUAUUUUUGUGUUUGCUUUCUGUGAUUGAAAUAGAAUCAGUCUGAACUUGGGGAGAUCCACCUCUCAAUGUCAUACUACCCCACCCUGGACAGACUCACAAUUAUUGUUCUCAGAGCAGCAAACCUUAAGAAAAUGGAGCCUCAUGGUACAGGUGACGACACAAGCUUCAUUUGUGGCUAGGGAAGGCCGUUUAUGAGAAUACCAUAGUAUACUAUGUGCCCUUUAGGGUAGCAAUCUAUGUAAACCUCACUUUUGUUCUUGCACGUGCUUUGCUACGGUACUUUGUAUACCCUGCUUCCACCUCGUUUUUCUUGUCUUCCUCCUUUUAACGCUUUUUCGAUUGCGAAAUAUUAAGCAUUUUUGUGUAUUUUCCCCAUUUUUCCCCUUUCUCACCCCAUCCUCCUAGAACUCACAUCUCCCACCCGGCUUCUCCCUUUCUCCAGCUGCCCCUCUCGCGCCUUAUUAGGGAGCGAAAACAUCACUUAAAAAGUGUAUUCGCGAUGCUUCAAACUUCGUUGCGCUCAUUCCAUCUCGUUCAUUUCGUCAAAUGUUGGCGAAUUUUUCGUGAGUUGAAUUCUAAAGGACUGCUGUAUCAAAGUUAAGGAAAAGAAAAAGAGGGUCGUUGUCUUGUGUUCUCGUCCUCCGCAAAACGUGAAAUUUAGGAAGUUUCACGUUGUAGUCUUACAGUGACGACAAAGAAGUGUACAAAAAAGCGUGAUGCCUGUACAAAGUUGUUGUUUUGCUUAAUAAACCUAUUGCUUUUUUGCCGUUCUCGUUGCCGCCGCUGUGGACGCUGUGUUAACUCCCUAGGUAAUCUCCCGGGCUCCCACCCCCGGGUCCUCCCUCCCACACAUCCAUGAGCUUCUCAAAAGUCUACAUACCCAGUUACGCAGUUACAUACAUUGCACUUUCGCUUCUGUUUUUUUCGGUUCAAAGGCUGCCCCCAAUUUACUUGAAAUUCUUUAAUCAGAUCACAGGAAAAGCUACGUUCUAAUGCAAGUAACCUACUUUAAGUCAUAAUACAACUGUGCUAUUCUAACAAAGAAAACCGGAAUUAUUACAAAGCUGAGCUUGCGCAAGGAAGAGUAUUAUGGCAUUUUUCUAAAUGGGUUAAGAGAUUGACGCGCGCCAUAGUUAAGAUCAACACGGCUGAAACCAAGAAAGGGAUGGCCCAUUACCCUCUUUCGCUGGAACGGAUGCCUUUGCACUGAAAACCUCUAAAAUCAUCUGGGAAGGAAUUCGAAUAGUCUUGUUUAGCUGCGUAGCCGAGAGUUUUAAGGGAGCGCUACGAAGGAAAAUUAUUGUCGAAACUUUGUCGAAACUUCGCCCUUCCGCUGCUGGCGACUCUUCCCGUUCAUGUGCUUUGUUUUAAAAAGCAAUAAGCCACAUUUUGCUUACCCCUAACCCCUACGCUUAAGAGAUGUGCCUCCGCCCGAACCCCAGGAUCGGCGAUCAAGCAGUUUGCCCUUAAGGUGAUGUUACAUGGGACGAUUCGCAACGACGAUUUUUAGCGCAACACCGCUUGCAAUAUUGGAACAAUGUUGUAACCAUUCGAAACAAUGUCGCAACAAUGUUGCGACGCUGUGUUGAGCUAAAAAUCGUCGUUGCGAAUCGUCUCGUGUAACAUCACCUUUAAGGCCUCCUAAGAGGAAGGACAUUAAUCCUGUUUUCAGCCUCUGAUUAUGUGUUUUCUCCUGGUUUUGUUUCAGACUCAUACGCUACAGUGACGUUUUCAGUUGGAAACAAGAUAAUUAAGACAAAGAAGGGCUCAGUACACCACACAACGAGAGAUCCUCUCUACAAUGAAUCUUUCAACUUCACGGCGUCGGGAGAUGAUCUGGGAACUGGUACCUUAUUAGUGUCAAUCAUGCACUCUAGGGGAGGGGGGAAGGAAGACAAAUUGAUCGGCAGGGUGCUACUAGGGGGGAUGAUGUACGCGAGGGGGACGGAAUGCGAACAUUGGACCGAGAUGAUGACGAAUCCACGAAGUAUGAUAAAAUAUUGGCACACCUUAACAAGGUAACUGGUGACGGAAUUUAACAAUAGUCAAAUGCAAAUGUAAGACUGGUCAGGCACAGAGGCAAAUAUGCCGGGUAGCGUGAUUUCCUGUAAACAUUACGAUAUCUCGAUUUGAUGACCAUAAAGCAGGAAGGGAAACAGAUAUAUAUUUAAAUGUGCUAACCAUGUAAUCAUCUUAUUUUUCUUAUUUAGAUACGUUUUCGCCUAGGAAGUUUCUUUUGAGGUUCUUAAUAGUCACACCUAAUGAUUCUCUAAGUGCCGAAAGAGGCUAGGCCCUACCUAGUCGUGCAUUAUUUCAGAAAGAGAGAGAUUUGCCGUGUCUAGUCUAAAAAUUGUAUAAGAAUCAGCUCUUUGAGAUUAACUAUGCAGGUGAACACGAAUCAGCGAGUUAAUCGGGCUGAGGUUUGUUUCCUAACUGAUGUCAUUAGCUAGAAACACAGUACAUGUCUCUGCAACCGGAAAGUUUUUAAGGAAUUUCCCAGCGAAACCUCAUCCAAAUAGGAGAAAAGGUUUAACGGCCUGUUUACAUGGAGGUGGGUUUUUGUGGCGGGUCACCCCACCUAUCAUGUAAACGUGAUCAAAUUAAGAUGAGAGAUUAUAUGGACAAGCGGGUUACCCCACCUAAGCGGGUUACCUCACCUACCUGGGGUCCCCGACCUCCAUGUAAGCAGGCCCUGAGUCAGGUAUCUGUUUAGCUUCGAUCAAGCGCAGGCUUCCUACGAGCACUGUGAGUUCCACUGUGUUCUUAGCUUUUCAAAGAAGACCGUGAUGAUUAUAGGUUUAGCCUGCGCAUUUUCAAAGUAACUUGUAGACGCUUUUAACAUUGGUACCUGCAGUAACAUGCAGAGAGUACCCCCUCCCCUACUGGGCCCCCUUUUGAGGACAUUAACCUUCACCCCGCCUCGAAGAUAUUCCCCCACUCCCCUCUUAGAAUAUGAACAAGUUCUGCAAAUAUUUGCAUGUAUAUUUUUGUGUUCAUUGUAUUUGUAUUUUUAUUGUGGAGCUUAAGUUAAAAUGUAAAAUUUAUUUACACUGAAGGUUUAUGCUGGAGUUCUAAGUGAAUAUACAAGAAGAGAAAUAAAAAAAACAUAUUUUCAACUGAUAUCUGAUAUUACUAAAAGACAGGACAUCAAUUUAUUCCUUAAGGUAAGCUGAGCAAACCCCUUGAACAUUGGAUUUUCAGCAAAUACGUUCCUAAAAACGUGAAAAUAUCGACUGACCCACUUCAAACCCAAACUUGAUGAACAAAUAAAUUGGUGAGAAUGGAAUACGCUAGACCCUACCCUGCGAGUAGAGCCUCCUUCUUGAUAGUCGAGGACGGAAAAAGAAGACUCUGCGUAAAUCGCGUCAAGACUUUGAAGUCACCGAAGCCCGAAUUUCUUGACGAGUCAAUCUUGUUUCCUCUCGGCAGAUUGGUUUACCAAAAGUGAGCAUCCGUUUAUCAUGUUCAUUGAUAAACCGAUGCUCAUAACUGAGCCUGCUGUGCCAAACGCACUGCUCUUAGGCCUUGGCUCGAAACUGUAUCCUAGCAACAUGUAGCGCAUGUUCAACAAAGACCUUACUCGAUUCGUGCCGAAUCUUUCUCGAGCACGCCGAAAUCGAGGGGGAGCAAAACAGAGGCUCUGCUAGGGAGGACAGGGUGGCUAAACCCAUAAGAAGGUUGAAAAUGGGCAUUUGCACUAAGAGGUCAUGUGACAUUGUUUUUAUGAAAAUGAAAGUUAUAUGAUUUUGCCUUCGGAAAACGAUAUAGUGGGUAAUAUCUUAAACAAAAUAAUAGUGAUUUGGUUUUUCAAACCAGCACCAUUUUCUUAAAAUGAGUUAGUUCGUAGCUGGUCACGCGACCAAAAUGUGAUUUUUAAAAUUGUGAAUUACCUCUUUCUGAACACAAAUUUUGCACUGAAACUUCAAGUAAAAUGUUGAAAAGAUGAUGUGGUAACGUUUACAAUACACCUGAGCGUAACUAUCAAACGUUUAACAAGUUAUAAGCGAAAAGUAUGUUUUGGCCGCCAUGUUGGAGGGCAAGAGUAUGCCCUCUAACCUGGCGGCCAAUACAAAUCAUACUACUUUGUUGAAAAAUCAAAGUGCCAUAAAAUAUCUCCCUUAAAUGCGUUUCCUCUCAAAUUUCUGUCAAUUUUUGGCAUCAGCAAGAUUCCAUUUGUCACCUGGGGCCCGUUUCUCGAAAGUCUCGAUAAUUAACGGAACCGGUAAGCUGUCUCUGUUUACAUUAAAGAUUGAGGUUUCAAUAGUUUUGCAUCUAAAAUGAUAAAACUAACCGUUAAUGAAACAAAAUAGAGUAGUUUGCUAGCCAGGACCCGCGCUCUUAUUCUUUAUAUUUCGAUUUGAAUAUUUCGCUUUAAAUAGAUUUAAUUGUUGGCUUUUAUUAUAGGUUUUUUUUUUAAUUUAAUUUUUUAUAGUUUUGAAUACUUUUUGUUGUAGUUUUUAAUAGUUUCUCAUGCUUUAGUCACCUUUAACAUAAACUUAAUAUAACAAUAUUGUAAAGCGCAACCGAAUAUAUUCAUAUAGCGGUUUGCGCUACAUAAAUGUAAAUUAUUAUUAUUAUUAUUUGAUUUCGGGCCCGAAAAGUUACCGGGACUUUCGAGAAACGGGCCCCUGACCUCUUGGUGUAAGUGGCCUAUUGCCGCUUCUAAAUGAUAAGAAUGUUUUCACGAUCAUUGGUUCUAAGCAGACUAACUCUGGCGCAAAAAGAUUUAUAAUCUCAAUUGAUAAGACCAAAUUUUUGUUUUCCACUGCCCUAUUGACGCAGCACCUGAGAUUCUUUAGAAAAUAACAGCUUUAUUACCUCUGACAUGGCCCGAGGGCAAUCAAGCUGAUGUCUGGAAUAAAGCAACUAAAUCCCAAUCAAAUCUUGAGGAACAAUAAAAAGAAGGUAUCUAAGCCGAAGUUUCAAUAUCUCUUACAAUUAAGUGAUUUGGGGAGGCCAUAAAAGCGUCAUAUGUUCGGCUCCUUUGUUCAAUUAAAUUCAUUUAUAAUAAAUUCACACCCUAUUGUAAGUCUACGAAAACCUACUCAGGUCCAAGCACAGAUCGUUAAAAAUAAUUCGGUCUAAGACAGAAAUAACGGACAAAAAGUGGAAGAAUGAUACAACGGUCAUAAACAAUUGAUCCUGCAACUGUUCCGUAUUAGUGUGAAAGUCAAUAUAUUAAACGUAACCAUCAGUUUACAAUCAGUGUUAACGAAUGUUUCUGUUAAAUGAUUUAGAUGAAGGCAAAACCGCUCUUCUAUGUUUGACACUCUCCCUAAAUUCUGGCGGUGGUCAUUACAGUCUAUGAAACAACAAAAAUCAUUUGUACAGCAUAUAAAGUGUAAAGCUCAUAUUUUCGGAUUAACAGGUUGUUAAUAAAUUAACUUUAGCUUCAAGGCAUGGAGUGCUAUUUAAAUGAAGAAGGAAGAACAACUGAACACUUUAAAUUGCUAACAUUUUCUCAGAAACAGGUCAAUUAAACUGGCGCUAGAAUUUAAUGGUUUGUAGUAAAUUGAACAAUUAAAUAACUAAUCCAUGCGUACACUCACAAAAAGGUGACGGAAGGAAUUGAUUGUAAAACAUUUUUAAUUGUCGCUCAAAGCAUAAACACAAGUAAAUGAUUUACAAUUCGAAAGAAAACUUGGCAUAAAGUAUUUAAAAGUUCAGCUCGAUUAACGCGAAAGAGACCUGACGAUACUGAACGCAAAAAUGAUUUUUAAGAACAAUUCUGGUUUUGAAAAAGGCACAGAAGUUAUCGUUCGUAGAGCUUAUUAAAAAUCAGUCAACUAUCGUGUCGCUAAUUACUUUGGUAAACUUUGCGGAAAGCUUUUGUCCCAAGGGGACCUAACUAUGGUGGCAAACCGUAUUAACAUACGUUCAUUGCUGUAUUAUUGUUCUUAGAGUAGCCCUGUAAAGACGAGUUUGUGUAAACUCACAAAACAUAAACGGUGUUAUACUACAAACUUCAUGAAAAACAACGGAGUGCUUUAAAAUUAAAAUGAACAACGGCCAAAAGGGAAAAUCGUUCGAGAGAUGGGAUCGAGACGGAGUGGCCCAACACAGAAAUCUCAUGCACGAGAUCGCCAUGAAAAAACAAAUAACAAUGUACCAAAGGGAAGAAAAACUUCUAGCGAAAGAACUGCGAGAAAUUUCUAAAGUAAAGGAAACGCUAUUGCAGAUUCGAGCACCGCUUAGACGUAGGGUGCAAGCUGCAGAGUUAGAAGAAAAUCUCGAGAGCUUAGGAAAUGAAGGCCGGAAUUCACGAAAGUCCUCGGUUACUACGAGAAAGAUCAGCGUCGCUGCAAACACAAGCGCUCAGCAAAAAUGUACAAAGGACUUUGGAUCGGCCCACGGGGAAGGAACAAGUGGUAUCAAUCACAGAACAUUGACAACAUCAGUGCCAGAUGGAUAUGUUCCCUUAUCUUCCGUGCAAAAUACUCGCCAACGAAAAAUCAGUGUUUUAGAAAGAGGACAGCGUGGACUGGUAACAGGCAACAAGUUGGCCACGCAACGGAAAAUUUCGGCCCCUGCGUUUAUAGCCGGCAAAACACCGAUCUCAGAAAAAAGUGACAAAAGCGGAUUUUUGCCAGCGAUAAAAACGCCAAAACCUCCGAGGGAAGGAAGCCCUUCAUUGCAAAGAAUAUCGCCUAUACUUGACAGACCACUUAGUGCGCCUAAAACUGAAGAAGUAGUGGAAUGUCGCAAUCGAUCGCCGACCACAUUGACUCCGAUAGCACCAAGCAGGGUAGAUAUGGCUGUGCUACGAGCUAAGUCAGUACCAUGUGAUCUCCCCUCGCAUUAUGCCAAGACAUCAAAAAGUCGGCAGCGAGUCAUAUCAGAUACUGAUGAAGUUACAACGCUAACGAUGGAGGAAACUUUGCGUAUAAAAGGCAAAUUUCGACAAAUUGGGCAUUCUGUUAUUGCAGCAGCUCUUCUGAAGGGUUUAAAACAGAGUGGACAGCUUUCUUCGGAAGCGAUUCACAACAUGCACAAACCCAUAUCAUUUACGGGGGAGGAAAACGGGACAAAAACUGAUGAAAAUAAAGAUGUUGAAGCCGAGGCUAAAGAAGAUGGACAAGAGGAAGAGGAAGUAAAGCAAGGAUACAAUAAAAAGUCGUUCAGAUCUCUUGCUCGCAAAACAAUCAAUAUAAACAGGUUGAUAAACGCGAAGAGUAGCUCAAGAAUUAGAGGGCGUUCUCAGUCAGACCCGCCAAACACUUCAAACCCGAAAUCGUCUUUAAAUAAUCCAGCAGGAAUAACUUUAAACCAGGCUGCUGAAGCAGAAACAGCCAUUAACAAUUCUGCUCAUCCGAAAGAUUCAAGACCUAGUCAGGUUGGUGCUAGAAUUCGGCGAAUGGAUAGCGCCGGAGAGUUUCAACUUGACACAAACAGCUCGCGAGAAGACAAGGAAAGUGACAACAAUUUCCAAACUCAACAAAUGUACAGAAGGCAAAGCGCAGUGGCCGAUCCAUUCAGGCCUUUGAUGAAUCCACGAACUGCGCAUGCUCGUAGGAGAAAGAACACAUUUAGUGGGGAGCCAAUAGAGGUCUUUGAAAAAACCCAGAAUAACUCCUUGGAUACAGCGCCACAGGCCAACCAAGCCGAUACUCAAACUACGGGGAAUAAAACUGUUCGCUUUGCUGCGGAAGCAUGGAGUUAG